Molecule: messenger RNA, 1500 nt
Organism: Saccharomycopsis crataegensis
Lineage: Eukaryota; Fungi; Ascomycota; Saccharomycetes; Ascoideales; Saccharomycopsidaceae
Exons: 1
Coding region: 1-1500 (499 amino acids)
Source: RefSeq, a predicted model, not a curated record
AUGGAUUACGACUCUGCAACUAUAAUUAAGAACUGCAAAGUCACAAUCGAUAUUUUGAAUAUUGAUGACGGGAAAAUAGAGAUUCAGGAGGCUAUCGGGGCUCUAAUAUUCUAUUUGCAAGAUGGCCAAGUGCCAAGUGCGACUAAGCUAUCCUUAGAAGCCAUUACUUCAACGAUUUCUGUUCGGAAAAAUUUAAUUUCUAAAUAUAUUGAUUCUAACAUAUUGAACUUUUUGAGUACCCAACUUUCCAGUGGUGAUGAUGAAGUCAAAAGAUUAGUUUGUGUGUUGUUGAGGUUGAUCAUUAAGGAAGAAGAUGAUACUGUCAAUAGAUACAAACACUUGAGCCAUAUAUGUGCGUCAUCAAUACCUGAUUUGUUAAUAGCAUCAAGUGGCAGUGACAAUAGUUAUGUACAGUUCCAUGCCUUGUUUGCUAUAUCUAAUCUUAUUAAUCAUUCUUCGCCUCAGUAUGUUCGCUCAUUAAUAUCCAAUCCAAGCAUUUUCCGAGUGAUGGGUAAUAUAUUGGAUUCAAAAACCGGAAAGAAUACCUUUGAUGAAUUGGACACAAUAGUAAUUGUGAAAGUCUUAACGAUAAUAUCAUUAUUGUUGAAAGCUCCCGAAAAUUCUGACGCUUUUGGAAUUGUGAAGGAUAUGGGAUUACUAUUCAAAAUAUUUGGGCUCUUAACAAUAGACAACCCAAUAAUAUUAGAGUAUACCAUUGCUGUAUUCAUCAAUAUCACUUGUUAUGCCGAUACUUCGAUUAAAGAAGAAUUGAUAAAUUUUGGAAUAUUGCUUCUGAUAGCAACUGCUAUCCAAAGAUUUUCAUACUCAACAAAUUCUAGUAACUUGAAUAUUUUACUAAACUGUGCAAAAGUUUUGCUGAACUUAACCAAUUUCCCAAUUGCCGAAGUAAAAAAUCCAGAGAAUGUGAAUUCAAUGGAUGUGCUAUUCAAUAACAGGGAAAUUAUUGUUAAUUCCUUUGAAUUGGUGAAGACAAGAGAUUAUAAUAUUCAGCUUUGUGCUCUCAAGACACUUGUGAAUCUUUUGAACUUGCUGAGCACAGCCAAUAUUGUCAAAGACUUCAAAGAUUACAAUAUUCUACCAGAAAUUAAAAAAAUAUAUUCUAGAAUGUUGAAGGAUAAUAGUACUGACGAGCGCGAAUUUAUGUAUUCUCAUUCUUCUAUGAAAGAUGAUAUCAAAAAUCAGGUCCUAAAUAUUUUGGGUUUAUUAUGUUUGUACGAUGAUGCAUUGAUAAAUAUGAAAUCGGAAAUUGUGAAUGAGGGAUUUAUUGCUCUUUUGAUAGAUGAAUUAAAGGAGCAGCAAGUAUCUAAUGAAUCGAAACUCACCUUGAAGGUGUUGGAAUGUUUAUUUUGUCUAAGUCUGAAUAAUUUUUCUGCCCAACAGGAAAUUUCAAUCCACAAAGAAAAAGUUCUAGAAAUAUGCAAUGAUGCUCCCCCAUCAUCUGUAUCACGGGUUCAAGAAUUGGUUUGUGGGAUAUUUUGA